UAUGUGAAGAAAAUGGUUUUGAUCGAAUAGUACAAUAACUUAUUUGAUUAAUCAAAUAUUUACCUUCAUAGCCGGUAUUAAAAAGUAAACUUCCAUUAAUGUGUCAAACUCUUUUUGAAGCUAAAGCUGCAAAAAAAUUAACAUUUGCGGAUAUUGGCAAAAAGAUUAACAAAGAUGAAGUUUGGGUUGCAGCAGUUUUUUAUGGACAGGCUAAACCUGAUGAAUCGGAUCUAAAGGAACUAAGCAUUGUGUUGGAUAUUAGAGAAAAUUAUUUGAUUAAUGAUUUUGGGACUAAAACUUAUUUCCCCGAUCGUGGAGGAUUAUUUCAAAUGCCACCAACUGAUCCUGUUAUUUAUCGGUUCUAUGAAAUAUUGCAGGUGUAUGGAUAUCCACUUAAGGCAGUGAUUCAUGAAAAGUUUGGUGAUGGGAUUAUGUCUGCAAUUGAUUUUACCGCAAAAGUUGACAAGAUUAAGAAAGAAGACCAUGAAAAAGUUAAAAUAACAUUUGAAGGUAAGUUUUUGCCAUACAGAAAAUGGUAGAUGUAAAGUGUUGUUAUAAUUGUUAUGAUUUCAUCUAUUUUUAAUAAAAUGGUCAAAAAUGAUCGAUGUCAUCUUAAACGCAUGUGCAAAUAUCACGGGAUGUACUGUAAUUCUUAUCUGCCAAUAAGAUGCUGUAAAUUUG
Molecule: messenger RNA, 681 nt
Organism: Rhizophagus irregularis DAOM 181602=DAOM 197198
Lineage: Eukaryota; Fungi; Glomeromycota; Glomeromycetes; Glomerales; Glomeraceae
Molecular function (GO): cyanate hydratase activity; DNA binding
Source: RefSeq, a predicted model, not a curated record